Messenger RNA from Eupeodes corollae, 1936 nucleotides. RefSeq names its product protein RFT1 homolog. The coding region runs from base 165 to 1829 and encodes 554 amino acids. The transcript has 6 exons. Gene Ontology annotation, cellular component: endoplasmic reticulum membrane. NCBI's taxonomy places the organism in Eukaryota, Metazoa, Arthropoda, Insecta, Diptera, Syrphidae. Gene Ontology annotation, biological process: dolichol-linked oligosaccharide biosynthetic process; glycolipid translocation. The record is from RefSeq and is a predicted model, not a curated record.
AAUACGAAUGACGUGUUGACAAAAGAUAAUUUUUUCUUCAAAAAUCAUUUCACUCAUAUUUCCAAGUAUUGAUUUCGGUACUACAUCUCAUAGAUAAAUAAAAGAUGAACGAAAUUUCCUAGAUAAGACAACCAACAUUUAAGGCCCACAGAAACCCAGCAGUCAUGACUCGGAACGUGUUGCAUAGCAGUUUACUUAAUGCCGGAUUCAGUAUCAUAUUCCAGAUUAUUUGCCGUUUCGUCACAUUCGGAAUCAACGCCUUCAUUGUUCGCAAUGUUGGCCGAGAUGUUCUGGGCGUUAUGAAUGUGCGAUUGCUGUUGCUCGAGAGUACACUUCUAUUUUUGUCGCGUGAAGCUAUUAAUCGUGCUGCAUUGAGUGCCACCUCACAACAAAAAGACAAAUGCUCUUGGCCACAAUUAAUAAACCAAAUGUGGCUGACAGUACCUACCUGUAUAGCCCUAUGCAUUCCUUGUACAUACAUUUGGCUGGAUGUUCUAACGCCAGUCGAUGAUCAUCUCAAAAGUCAGUAUAAGUUCGCCUGCUACGCUGUCGCACUGUCCUGUGUGAUUGAGCUGUGUGCUGAGGCACCGGUCUUCCUCACACAGGUUUUCUGUUUUGUUAAAUUGAAGAUUUUCCUUAACACCUUGCACAUAAUGGUGCGAUCGGCGUUAUUUAUUUGGAUAGUUCUUAAAGAUCACAGUAUUGCCAUUGAUGCGUUCGCAAUAGCACAGCUAGCAAGUGCCAUUGUGAUAUUCAUUGGACAUUAUGCAUUUUUCUAUUUUUACAUCAAAAGGUUAAAUGAGCACAAGUCGAAUAAGAAAAAUGACCAAAAGGAAGAUGAUCCUAUGUUUCAGAGUAUGGAUGAUUUUCCAUUCCAACGGUUGUCCGAGUUGCUUCCUUUUUAUAUGGAAAAUAAGGAUACAUAUUUCAAUCCUAAACUUCAAAUUCUGACCUUGAGCUUUAUCAAACAAGGAGUCUUGAAGCAGAUUCUAACCGAAGGAGAAAAAUAUGUCAUGUCGAUGAGUCCGGUUUUAUCUUUUAGUGAACAGGCCACCUAUGAUGUUGUCAACAACUUAGGAAGCCUUGCGGCUAGGUUCAUCUUUCGGCCUAUAGAGGAGAGCAGCUACUUUUAUUUUACGCAAACCAUAUCGAGAGACGUUCAGCUGGAGAAACAGAAUAUAGCAAAAGUACACGAAGCUGGAAAUGUAUUAAAAACCCUUUGCAUUGGAGUGACAUCGAUCGGCCUGCUAGCCUUCACGUUCGGACAAAGCUAUUCCCAUACGCUGCUGCUGAUUUAUGGUGGAGCGGAUUUUGUUGCAGGUGGUUUGCCUGAGAGUCUUCUAAAGUGGCAUUGCCUGGCCAUAUGCUUCAUGGCUGUCAAUGGCAUCACUGAAGGAUACAUGUUUGCAACGAAUACGAGUAAAGACAUCGACAAGUAUAAUUAUCUUAUGGCCAUAUUUUCAAUAAGCUUCCUAAUCCUUUCCUACAUUCUAACGAGCGUAUUCGGACCGGUUGGUUUUAUUUUUGCCAAUUGCAUAAAUAUGUUCUGCAGAAUUUGCUAUAGCACAAAAUUCAUUCUACAUCAAUAUCGACCGUUGGGAAUGAAUCCUCUUCUUGGUAUCAUACCAGGGAAUUUAUUUAUUUUAGCAUUAAUUACGACGGGACUGUUAUCGAAAUAUUCAAUGAUAACAAUGAAUUCAUUACUUGUACACGUUGGUAUAGGAUUUGUUGGAGUUUCGGUAUGCCUCUGUUGUUGGGGUAUUGAACAUUUGGAUCUGCUUAAAAUGGCUUGGAAAAAAGGAAAACAGCUAAAAAUUAAGAAGACUUAGACGUUUUCUAGAUGAUGUGUUUGUUUUUGUAUUUAGGAAAAUUGUAGGAUCACAUGUUUUAAACGAUAACGGUUCCUUAUAUUAAAAUAAACUUAUUUAAGAAAUAA